ACUGAGGAUCGUUUCCUCGCGCUCCGGAAUUUCCAUUUCCCUCUUUUUCUCUGAAUGAAGUUUCGAGCCAAUUUCUUGUUGGAACACAAGCUUGGAGCAGCAAAUGCAUGGAAUGGUGAAGUAUAAGUCAGCUAAUCUGUAGCAGGAAUGAAGGCGAGGAUCGUUUUAAGGAAGAUUUAUGACUACGUUCGGUAUGAUUUGAAGGAAAUUGCAUUUCCUUCGUCGCUGCCAGAUCCUCCGCAUUCAAAGAAGCGUCGAAAGCUUACAUGGCGUGAACGAUUCUUGGUGUUGAAGGAGGCUUCCAGGUUAUAUGCUGCAAGCUGGGUGCGGGACAUUGGUCCUGAACUGCGACCAAAUGACUAUAAGGUGGAAGAAAGCGAAAACAAAAAGAAUUCAGCAAAAAGUGCACCUAAGGAGAAAGAACCUUCAACACUGGAAGAUCUGGCCAUGGCUGCAAGAGGAGGAAUGGAAACAUUAAAACCAGCUUUGCAGCGGGUGUAUAUGACUAAAGCUUCUGCAUAUAGAGACGCUCUGAAAAAUUUUAUAGAUGGCUAUCAAGAAGGUAUUCAGCAAGUCAUGGAGAAAAAGAAAAUUUCUGAUUCCGAGAAGGGAAGCGAAAAAAUGAAAUAAAAAUUUCUGAUCGUAUUGAUGUUUUAUGUAAAAGCUACAGAAUUGUGACUACACUAGUUUAGAGGAUUGGGCAGCUCAAUUUCUAGUUCUAAAAAUUGGUUUAGAUUUUUUGUGUCGUUUGCGCGGUGCAAUUUGAAAUUCAUACUGUUUUAAGCACCACCUAUUUAUUCACACGAACACACGCGGUCAUAAGAAAGGGUAGCAAAUUCAACCUUUAUGUUCCCUAAA
This is a messenger RNA of Cucurbita moschata (crookneck pumpkin), 858 nucleotides long. RefSeq lists its product as uncharacterized. The transcript is spliced from 3 exons. The record is from RefSeq and is a predicted model, not a curated record. The coding region runs from base 148 to 630 and encodes 160 amino acids. Lineage: Eukaryota; Viridiplantae; Streptophyta; Magnoliopsida; Cucurbitales; Cucurbitaceae.